UUGCUAAUUGUUUUGUUUUGGUAAUAGUGUUUACGCAGGGUAUUUCUAGUCUAUCCAUUCUAUAACAACGCAAAUUUAAGGUGAAAACUAAACUAAGCUGAUGUAUUGCGCGAAUAUAUUUUCUUGGAAAACGGUAGCGCCAUGGACAUCAAAAACGAAGUAAAGUCUACAGAUAAAGACUUUGAGAAAAAGAAAUUCGUUGUUCGAAAUGCUGCUGAUAUUCAGCGAGCUAAGCUGGACAAGCUUAUGAAAAACCCCGAAAAACCAGUGAUAAUUCCAGACUCACCAAAGGAGCGCGAUUUUUCAUCCGCUGUACCGGCGUUCGUUCGCAACGUUAUGGGAUCAAGCGCUGGGGCCGGGUCAGGAGAGUUUCAUGUAUACCGGCAUUUGCGUCGAAAGGAAUACGCUAGGCAAAAGCACAUUCAGGAAAAAAGUCGUGCUGAAUUGUUGGACGAAGAAUUCCAGCAAAAGCUUCUACAGAAUCGCCAAAUAAUGGAAGAAAAGACGGCCAAAAAUCGAGCCAAACGGUUGAAGAAGAAAGCUAAGCAAAAAGCCAAUAGAGGCAAGAAACCCAAACAAGAGAACGUAGAGCAACCAGAGAGCAGCGAAGAAGAUGAGAGUGAUGAUGAAGAAAAGCUUGGCGAUACAAACGAGGAAUCGAGUGCUGCGGAUGGUAAUGAGACAGCACAAAGUAGUACAAGUCACGAAUGCAGUACGACAGAAAUUGCAGACGAUGACAAGCAACAGCAAGUCAACGCUAGUGAAAACAAUUGUGGCUCAAAAGAUGAAAAAUCAAUGCCAAUUACGGUAGAUCGGGAUACCGAAGGCUUGUUAGAAAACCAUGAUGGUGGCAAAACAGUAAUUCUUCAGGAAGAGAAAACACAUGCUGACAAUCAUCAUUUAGAAUGUGAAUCUAACGAGAAGAAGGAUGAAUAAGUUUUUUCAGAGAUUUGAAAAUUGCAUUAGAGUACCGUGAGGCGUCCUAAUUCUGCGCACUUCGUACCAAAAUGUUGAUGCCGUUUAGUAAGAAAGGAAACAUAAGCAGAAAGUUAACAGUUAAUAUAUAGGAAAUCACUUCCAAACUUCAUUUUUGAAAAUCUGCUUUUAAUUGAUAUUUUUUUAACAUUUUAAUACGAAGUGCACAGAAUUAAGAACCGCGCAGAAUUAGGGCGCCUUACGGUACUUGUUUUUCUUACUGUAACAAAUCUCACUAAAGUGUCAGAAUGCUACACCAUUCUGUUUGUUCAGAAUAAAUUGGUCCAUUGUAAUGAAGCAACGGUUCCUGAUAAGUGUUUACUAUCUAUUCAAAUGUAAAAUAAAUGCUAAUAUUUUUCUCCAAUACCUACUGAGUUUAAUCACGAGAUCGACAUUUGAUUCUUUUUACUUGUGUUCAGAAAAGUAGUCAUAUCGCCUCGACGUUAGAAAGCAUACUUUUUACAUUCGUCAAAUUGUUGUCUGUUUUCUGGAAUCACUAGGAAAAAGUAAAAAUAAAACGUGUUCGGAUGUUUGUUUUGCUUGAAACAUUUUAUUGUCCUCGAAAAUCGAAGCAGAACAAAAAAACUGUUUCCAGAACUAUUAUUGUCACGGGAAAGCAAGAACUAUCAAGAACAUAUUUUGGAUGCAUUAUUGCUUGUUUUUUUUUUUAAGUAAAACCUGUUUCAAUUUUUUUAUAUACUCGUAUUAACUAUAAUAGUUUUUAUUUGAAAACACUGAAGAAAAAUAAA
Messenger RNA from Wyeomyia smithii (pitcher-plant mosquito), 1724 nucleotides. Its product is annotated as PRKR-interacting protein 1 homolog. NCBI's taxonomy places the organism in Eukaryota, Metazoa, Arthropoda, Insecta, Diptera, Culicidae. The record is from RefSeq and is a predicted model, not a curated record. Gene Ontology annotation, biological process: negative regulation of protein kinase activity. The coding region runs from base 142 to 936 and encodes 264 amino acids. Gene Ontology annotation, cellular component: nucleolus. The transcript is spliced from 2 exons. Gene Ontology annotation, molecular function: double-stranded RNA binding; protein kinase inhibitor activity; protein kinase binding.